Schistosoma rodhaini is the source of this 2690-nucleotide messenger RNA. Lineage: Eukaryota; Metazoa; Platyhelminthes; Trematoda; Strigeidida; Schistosomatidae. The record is from the annotation of a GenBank genome assembly.
CUGAAGGGCACGAAGAAUGUCUGGGACGAAGCUGAAGUAACUAAACUGUGAUUGAUGGUUAACUCCCGUUAAUUUACACCUUCAUCACGUAAUAAGUCAUUCGUGUAGGUACCACAAAAACCGACAGUAUAUGGUUUGUUUUUGCAAAAUUUAUCUGUUUUACUACGACAAAUAUCUGGACAAUUUAGAUGUGGAUCAAUCUCACGAAAGCAUAAACCCAAUCUACAGAGAGGAAGAAAUGAAACAAUUAGUAAUAUAAUAAGGAUUUGCCAGUGUUUUAAUGAAGAGCAGAUCGUUUUGAGGAGAAAAAGACGAAAUCUCUUCUCGAAGAUGAAUAAACAUGAAAAGAGGAUUAUUGGUUGAAGUGUCUCAAUAAUAUUAUGUUAUCUCAUAGACAUUGAAACUGUCGAUUUGAUCUCAUACGAAGAUAUGUACUUACUGUACUGACUAACCUCCAAUAGCAUGGAAUGGAUAUUUAGUGCAGCGUGAUUUUCUAUAUUAUUGAUUGGGUUAUCGAUAGAACAGUUUAAAUUUAUAUUCAAUUAUUUAUUGAUUAUAAGAUUAUUUUUGAUAAUUUGUACCUGAUUGAGUCCAUUAUGACAGUUUCCAUCUACAUGUAUUUCUUUACUUUAUUUGUUAUAUACACGUCAUUGUAUACAUUAUACAGUAAUCCUAGUCCAUUAUACUUUAUUUAUCAAGAAGCAUGGCCUUCAUCAUUGGCAUGGAAAUGUAGUGGUACACCAAUAUUAAAAGGACAACGUGUUCAGUUCAUUGAAGAAGCAACGAAAGUUUAUUAUGAUACAUUAAUGUCUGGAAGAUUUAUAGAAGAUAAGAAUUUAGAUAUUGUCAUACCACCGAAUAGUAUAUUAAAAUCAAAAGAUUAUUUAAAUAUGCUUAAUCUAGUUAUACAUACAUCAACAAAAAAUUUUGGUAAUCCAGUUGUAAUGCGAAUUAAUUGUGAAUUAAUGAAUAAUUUAAAAUGGGUCAAAGAAGUGUACAAUAGAGCAUUAUCAAGGAAUACAAAAAUAUUUAGAGCUAUACUGGAUAUUAUUUAUAGAUUGGGUUUAUGCUUUCGUGAGAUUGAUCCACAUCUAAAUUGUCCAGAUAUUUGUCGUAGUAAAACAGAUAAAUUUUGCAAAAACAAACCAUAUACUGUCGGUUUUUGUGGUACCUACAUGAAUGACUUAUUAAGUGAUGCAAAUAUCAAUUAUACAGAAAAGAAAGAGGUAAAAGAAUUAAAAAGAAUUUUGAAAAAUUGGUUAUUACAUGUACCUGUCGAGAGACGUCUACCGAUUGAAUUUUUUCUGCAUUUUAUCAGUAAUAAAAAAUUAUUUGUGAAAGCCAUUGAAAUUCAAAGACAAAGUUCAUUGAUAGCUUAUUGUCCUUGUGAAGCUAAAUAUGUAUAUGACAAAAUUUCAGAUACAUGUUCAGAUAAAAAGGGGGAACAUGGUUGUUACAGUGAUAGUUAUUGUGCCAAUGGGGGUACAUGUGUACAAAAUCUAGGGAUGAAUCACCUGGAAUCAGGCUUACUUUGCCAAUGUCCACCUGCUUUUAAAGGUACUCAGUGCGAGUAUGAAAGAAAUCCAUGUGAAGAUAAAGUUGGCUGUGCUCCGUUUCCUUGUGUGCGAGAUCCACAAAAUCUAGAGUAUGGUUUCCGUUGUCAAUGUCCCACAACACAUCAAUACCAGACUAAAGGUGAACCCAAGUGUGUACCUGUACCACUUUGUGGUGAAUUCAAUAUAACAAGUGAAUUGAAAAUGAAAAGCCAACCAUGUAGGAAUUCUGGUCAGUGUAUCCAAAAUACUAAUGAUUCUACUUUGUAUAAAUGUAUCUGUAAUCAUGGUUAUACUGGUGAUCAUUGUGAGAUUGAACCAACACCAGCUAUAUGGAGUGUAUGGUCAGCAUGGUCUAAUUGUGUAUGGCCUGACUUAAAUGAAAUAUGCCACAUAAAACCAUAUCGUCAACAAACACGCACUUGUAUAACUUAUGUAAUCAGUCAAAAAUGUGUCGGGGAAACAAAAAGGAUAACACAUAUUGGAUGUGAUAUGAGUGUACUUCAUUCAAAAUCAGACAUCAACAUAUCACAAACAAAACGUGAGGACCUAAUAAACGCAGUAAAAUUAUGUGAUUUAUAUAGUCAACAAUAUGUUACGUCAACAAGUGAAUAUGGAUUAAACGAACAAUUAAUAACAGUUGAAGAAGUCGACGAUCGGAGUACAACCGGUUUCCAAGAUGCACCACAACCACAUUUGAAUGAGUCAAUAGGAACUGAUCAAUCACAGUCAGCAAACGUCCCUACCAGACGAGAUUAUCUACUCACCACAGGAUGGAUAUAUGUGAUUGUGCUACAUAUAGGAACAAUACUCUUAUGGAUUCAUUAUAUACACCGUUGGAGAACACAUGGAAGAGAUUAGUCAAUAAGCAUUUUAAUAACGUCAAUUUCGGUUCUUUGAUUUGCUUAACACAUGUUUUGCUUUUUCACCAAUAGUACUAUUGCAAAUUUACAGAAGUAUUUGGAGUGGAACAGACUAUAUCUAUUCUGACGUAGCGUUUAUUGCAAAUGCGACAUCCUCGGGAUAACUAAUAAAAGUCAACUCGUGUUAGUCAGAUGUUUUGAUUCACUUUAGUAAUCUCUAGAAGCACACAAAUGUAGUUUCACUUAACGACAAACUCAAGUAUCAUUCAAGCAG